AUGGCUGCAGCCACCGCGCGACCUGCCACUCUUCCUCCGGCUGCCCUCCUUGUAUACCCUGCAACACUAUUGUUGGGAUCCCUGUACUCGAUCAUUUCACCCACAGCGAACCCCUCUCGAGAAACACAACCUGCCAGCCCUCUGGUGCCCUCUCUCGCCUCAGAUCUGCACCUAUCCGAAAGCCCGGUCAACUACUUUGCCCGCAAGAACAAUAUCUUCAAUGUUUACUUCGUGAAGAUUGGAUGGCUAUGGACAACAGCUGCUUUCGUAUCGCUCCUCAUCUUCCAACCGCUUUACUCUUCAUCCCUUCCACAGACCUCGUCACAGCAAGAAGCCCGUUUCCGCCGCACUCUCCAAGCUGUUUUGCGUUACGCACUUGCGACAACAGCAUGGUACCUCUCAACGCAAUGGUUCUUCGGGCCAGCAAUUAUUGACCGUGGAUUUGUGGCCACGGGUGGAAAGUGCGAACGUGCAUUUGAGAAGUUCGGGGAUAUGAGUACCGGGACCGCCGACCUAGAAGUGCUGUUUACGGCCGCUACAUGCAAGGCUGCUGGUGGAGCCUGGAGAGGUGGACACGAUAUCAGUGGACAUGUAUUAAUGCUGGUGCUCGCCACGGGACUUUUGGCAUUUGAGGCUGUCGGUGCUAGUGCGCCUGCGUUUCUUUCUCGCUUUGGUCCCACUGGGAACGCGGGGCGAGAGCGCAAGCCGAGCGACGCCGACAGGGCUGCUACGGUUGAACCCACUGAAGACGGCGGGUUUGCCAGGACGUGGUCACUUCGUCUUGUUUGGGGUGUUAUAGGCUUGGGAUGGUGGAUGCUCUUCAUGACUGCGAUUUGGUUCCAUACGUGGGUAGAAAAGUGGUCCGGUCUUUCGAUCGCUUUGAGCACCGUUUACGCCAUCUAUAUCCUACCUAGACAAUUGGCAUCAUGGAGGAGUAUUGUUGGACAGCCAGGGGUAUAG
Messenger RNA from Penicillium antarcticum, 960 nucleotides. RefSeq names its product putative inositol phospholipid biosynthesis protein Scs3. Gene Ontology annotation, cellular component: endoplasmic reticulum membrane. Gene Ontology annotation, biological process: lipid storage; phospholipid biosynthetic process; lipid droplet organization. The record is from RefSeq and is a predicted model, not a curated record. Lineage: Eukaryota; Fungi; Ascomycota; Eurotiomycetes; Eurotiales; Aspergillaceae. The coding region runs from base 1 to 960 and encodes 319 amino acids. The transcript has 2 exons.